GGUGGGGAUGUUUACAUUAGCAGUGGCUUCAUGACAUUUGUGAAACGAAUGGAUGGGAACACAGACAGUCUCCUAUCAUUUGGAGAGAACUGUUGGACCGUGGAGGGAAAGGUCUGCUUUUGGGAGGAGUUAAUGAUUUUCUGGAAUAUGCUCAGCACUACUAUGGCAUCACCUCAAUGAUGCUGAGUGAGGAAAUGUCAGACAUAGCUGAGGAAAACCUGCAGGCGCAUAUUGAAACUGAAGAAGAGGAGGAAGAGAUUAAAAGUCUUAUCAGGCCUUUGCAGAUCUGGAUCACCAGUGCAUCAGCUCCAAUCUGUUAUCAGCUGAUCCCUCUGUUGGCAAGUGGAGAAGUGUUUGGGAUGACCACAGAAAUCAGUAUCCAUUUGCUUGACACCCACCAGUUUAAGGAAGUUCUUUGUGGUAUUGUAAUGGAAGCUGAAGACAUGGCAUUCCCACUCCUCUACAGUAUUUCAGAGCACACUGAAAUAGAUGAGGCUUUUAUUCAAGCUGAUAUUAUCAUUGUUCUUGAUGAUGUCCUCUUAAACCAUGAAGUCCAGUCCCUUGAGAACUACAUCAGAGAAGUGAGUGAAAUUUGUCAAGUGUAUGCUCCCCUGAUUGAGAAGAAUGCCAAGAGUGAGGUCAGAGUAAUUUCAUCAGGAAAAACCUUUGUAAACCUCAAGGCAAUGAUGAUUAUGACAUACGGCCCAUCCAUUAAGCCUGCAAAUGUCAUUGCUGUUGCAACGCCCUGGGAACAUGCAGCUAGAGCCAUGCUGGCCAGGAAGCUGAAUAUGAACACGGCAGGAGUUAAAGACGUGAUUGUUUGGGGCAAUAUUACUGGCUGCAACUACAUUGAUUUGUCACAUGCAAAACUUUAUGGAUAUGACUGGGCUAUUUGGGGCCCAGCUAAUUUUCCAUGUCCUUUGUUGAAUGUGAUUUAUGAUAGUGAGUGGAUCCAUUCAGCAUUUCUAUCUGCACAGUCUUCACUGAGUUCCCGGGUCUGUCACAGUGUAGGAAUGUUACCUGCUCAUGGGGUAGCCACUGUACUGAGACACUGGUAUCAUGGCUCUCCUCCUGGGGAGAUCAUUUCUGUGGGAAUACUAACUGAAGGUCAAUUUUGUGUUCCUGAAGGAAUUGUCUUCUCUAUGCCAGUGAGAUUCCAGAAUGGUAACUGGGAAGUUGUGACAGAAUUAGAAAUUAAUGAAACUACCCAGGAAGUUCUGGGACGCUUAGCCCAUGAGCUGAUUCAGGAAAAGCUCAUUGCACUAAAGGAAAUAAAAGAAAUGCAUCCAUAUGGAGCUGAUAAAAUCACUAGUAAAAAUUAUUUGCAUCAAGAGAUGGAAACCUUGCCUACUGGCUCACUUUAGCCAGAGUUGUCUGGAGGAGAAAAUGCUGAAAAUCCCCAUACUAAAAAAAUGUUUCCAUUGCUCAAAAGAGCUAAUCUACAAAGAAAGGCUAAACAUCGUCAUAGCUUUUAGAGUAUCUUCCUCAUCAAAAACAUGGAAAUCUGCAGGCAGAAAAAGAUUUCAAAAACAGUGUGAAUAUAAUAAUCUGGAGCAAAAUUCCUACUGACUUCAAUGAGUCCAGAAUUUCACUUACAUCCAACAACUUAUUUCUUCAGACCAAUAAACUGUUUCAAGAACAUUGUUUAAUGUCUAAAACAUUCAUACUAUGACAAUUUUGAGCAAGAUUGUCACACAUAGAGUAGCAGUUUCAUAACUCCAAAUUCUUGUUUCAGAUGUCAUAAACCAGUACUUGUAUAAGAAUAUAUAUUCUUAGGCAAAAUUGAUUUUUAACACAAAAAUUAGGUAAAAUUGAUUUUUAAUACAAAAAUUUAAGUGCAUACAUCUCCUUAGUGACAAGAUCAUUUUUGUCUCCAUGUUGUUUUUUUUUAUUUCAUGAGUUUCAUAGAGACUACUCAUACAUUUUAAGUCAAACAUGCAGUUAAGUCCUUGCCUAAAGAGGAUUAUUGAGGAACAACUUUCAAUUGCAUAUCUUUGGUGUCUUAAAAGAUGGAGAAUGUAUAAAAUGAAGUAUUAUUGUACUUUCUAACUUUUUACCAAAUUGAGUGUUUAAAGCAAAAUAAAGUUUCCUGUUUGAAUCAGAUACAUAUAGCUGGAAUAAAUUAAUUCUUUCCAUUCAAGUGGAAGUUCGAACUCUGAACAGGUGUAGACUGCUUCUUACAUGAGGAAACCAUGUUUAUCAGUUCUUAUCAGCUGAUAAGACAGAAUGAGGAGGGGUGCCUCACUGGUCUUAGGAGCUCAGAAAGUGGAGGUAUCACAAGAGAGUUGGAAGAGUUUAGUUUCUCAUGUGAAAUGUAUAUGGGAGAAGCAACAGUUACAGGAACUGAAGAUACUGUUACAAGUAUCUCCAUGGAAGAGUUCACAUGGGAGUUGUAGAGGCAGGUGUUGUAAAAAGUCUUGAAGAAUGUGGUUAGGAAUCAUUCAUUUCAUGAGGAAGUGCUCUCCAGGGAAUUAGUUUCUAGUAGCUUAUGCACAGAAAAUUGGCUGAGUCUCUUGAGGAGCAUCUGGAGGCAGAUGUCUCAGGAGAGCAUAUCAAGGAAGGAUGCUACCAG
Athene cunicularia (burrowing owl) is the source of this 2572-nucleotide messenger RNA. RefSeq names its product malate dehydrogenase 1B (gene MDH1B). Bases 177 to 1364 code for a protein of 395 amino acids. Lineage: Eukaryota; Metazoa; Chordata; Aves; Strigiformes; Strigidae. Gene Ontology annotation, biological process: malate metabolic process; tricarboxylic acid cycle; oxaloacetate metabolic process. The record is from RefSeq and is a predicted model, not a curated record. Gene Ontology annotation, molecular function: L-malate dehydrogenase (NAD+) activity. The transcript is spliced from 8 exons.